Molecule: messenger RNA, 1561 nt
Organism: Colias croceus (clouded yellow)
Lineage: Eukaryota; Metazoa; Arthropoda; Insecta; Lepidoptera; Pieridae
Product: hsp70-binding protein 1
Exons: 6
Coding region: 173-1228 (351 amino acids)
Source: RefSeq, a predicted model, not a curated record
UGAGAGUUCCAUGCGAGUUCGUACACACAUAAAUAUUGCUAAUUCUAGUUGUAUGCGUCAUUGUUGAUUGAAUAAAAGUCGGCGUCUGUCGGUCUGUCGUAGUUUCUCAAGUAUCUUAUCAAUUACGUGUAGUGUGUGCUGUGUUUAACCUAAAAUAUACGUAAAAUCAAACAUGGAUCAAAAUAAUGAAGAGAAUAGAGCUUCAAUAGCUGGUGCCCUCACUUUUCCUGCCCGAAAUGAACAGUCAGUGAUCCCACAACCGCGGCAGCCCAGAAACUUGCAGGGUCUGCUGCGGUUUGCAAUGGAAGCCACUAAGGCUGAAGAUGCCCCUGGUAAUUCACAGUUUGGACCAAUGGAUGAAGAAAGGCGUAAAUUCCUAGAGGAAGCCCUAAAAAGCAUCACAGUGAACGUAGCGGAGGUGCUCCAGAACGGUAUCAAGGUGCUCACAGACUCGGAGAAGAUGAAGAGCAUCCAGCUUGGUGAGAGCCUGCCUGAGGAAGUGGAUGUGGCGUUCAAUAAUGUGCUCGAGUAUAUUGAUGAUAUUGAUGUGGCUAAUGACUUCUACAAAAUGGGCGGAUUUGCGAUGUUUCCAAUUUGCUACAGUAGCGAGAAUGAAGAAGUACGCUCUCGAGCAAGUCAAAUACUCACAGAAUUAUGCCAGAACAAUCCCUUCUGCCAAGCGAGAGCAUUGGAGUGUGGUCUCCUGAAUGUGGUACUGCACUUGGCGUCCACAGAGCGCGGCCAAGUACUGGCCAAGUGUGUGUCAGCUAUAUCGGCGGCCACCCGUGAAUUCGAGCCCGCAUGCCGGGAACUAACAGCGCAAGGUGGGUGCGAGACACUCACCCACCUGCUGGGCUCGGACUGCGCCCCAGCGGCCAAGACCAGGGCAGCCUUCCUCGUCACGUACCUGUGCCAACACUACCCGGACGCUAGAGAAAAAUUCAUAGAACUCAACUUAGCGCGUACGAUAGCUGAACAAAUCAAAACUGGACGAGACAACACAACAGAACACCUUUUGAGCAUUCUACAUUCCCUUCUAGAAGAUUCCAGAGUGAAACAGCAGUGUCAAGACCCAAGCUUAGAUCUGAAGAAUGUUCUAGAAGAACAUUUGAAACGACCGGAGUUGGAAGAAGAAUACAUAGAAGAGAAGCAGUACUGCAAGAAUAUAUUAAAGAUUUUGGAUGGUCUGCCACAAGUUGAACUUGUUAAUAAUGAAAUUGAUCGAUAAUUUUGUACUAUGGAGUUGGAAAAGGCGAUAUUAUUAAAGUACGGAACCAUCAAAAGUGCGAAAUUGAGCGUUUUUGAGGCUGGUGUCAAGAGAGGAAAUUUUUAAUUGUGUUGUUUCUUUGUAUAGACUAUGUGAUUCUCAUUUCGUUAUGGACAAAUAUGUAUAAAAAUCUAGACUAUUAUCUAGUUUAGUACUCAUUUUGAACACUUUUUAUGUCCAUAACAAUGUCCAUAACAAUGCAUUUACAAUAAAAUUGUGUUAUGAAUGACUACUACAGAAUCUUAUAAAAUUUUAUUGUAAGUAGUAUUUAUAAAUAAACAUGAUUAAUAUUGA